AUGUCUCUAGAUUUGGAUCUUGAUCAGUUUCAGGAUCAUUUGAACGGUACUCACAUAGGCGUCGAUGACAUGGAUAGUGAAGAUAUUGAAAUGGCAAUGCAUGCGCGAAACAACGGACCGAAUCAAGCUGAAAGACGAGCACAUCAUAACGCUUUAGAAAGAAAGCGACGUGAUCAUAUCAAAGGCAGUUUCGGUGAUCUACGUGAUGUAAUCCCAUCACUUAAAGGAGAAAAGGCAUCUCGUGCUCAUGUUCUCAAAUCAGCAACGGAAUACAUUCGUACUAUAAAGAGCAAAAACCAAUCUAAUCAAACGAGUAUCGAUGAACUAAAACGACAAAAUGCGGCCAUUGAAUUGCAAGUACGCCUACUCGAACGUGUCAAAGAAACUGGCCAAUAUACCCGACAAAUUCAGAAUCAUCAACAAGAACAGCAACGAGUUAAACAUGAUUUGAAUUUUAAUGGUAUUCAAACAACGAUAAAUUUACUAACAAACGAAAAUUCAUCUUCAAUAUCUUCGUAA
This is a messenger RNA of Adineta ricciae, 519 nucleotides long. The record is from the annotation of a GenBank genome assembly. Lineage: Eukaryota; Metazoa; Rotifera; Eurotatoria; Adinetida; Adinetidae.